AUGGUCCUGUCCGCCGAGGACUACGUCCACGACAACGAGGAGGAGGAGGUGGUCAUCGCUCAGGUGGCGGCCAUGUCCGCUGCGGAGGCCCAAACCCGCUGGCGCCGCGAGGAGGCCGACGCCGUCCGGCAAGUCCGGGAAUACGAGGGGGCGCACCGAGAAGAACGCGUCCGCCGCGAGAAGCUGGAGAUCGUCGAGCUCGACGCGGAGAAUGACUUCAUGUUCAAGGGCUUGCAGCCUAAUCUUUACAGGGGCAGAAGUACUUUUAGGAGGGAGAUGGCUCUGCUUUUGCACAAGAAAUUACUAGGCUGCAACAAAGAGGAAGAUGCUUCUUGCAGAGACAGGUUCAGCGAGCUGCCCGACGCCCUCCUCCUAAACAUCCUGGAGAGGCUGGGGACGUUCGACGCCGUCAGAGCCUGCGUCCUGUCGAACCAUCUCCUGAAGCUCCCCGCCAUGCUCUCCCGGAUCUCCAUCGACUUCUUCUACAUCUCAGGAGAGUACGUCGAUCCCAACUAUCUCGAAUUCGACGACAUGGUCCGAGCGAACCGCGCCGUGGCCGAUCUGACUGACAAGAUCCUCACCACGGGGCCUCCACAGCUCACCAUCCGCGAGCUAAACCUGACCUUCGUACUAAGACUGGACGACUGCCUCUCCAUCGGCAGAUCCGUCGCCCGCGCCAUGGGGACGCGGAAGCUCAACACGGUCCAGUUCAAGAUCUUGACGGAGAAGCACGACUUAGUUUGCGAAGAUUGCACCCCGGCCGAUCUCCUCAGCUUCGGGAAGCAGCUCAACGCUUUUCUCGCCGCCUGUCCCGACGCAUUUGCUGGCCUCGCAAUACUCGAGCUACAGAGCCUCAGGUUCGGCGAAUCAGACCUACCCAACAUCCUUGCCACUUGCAAGAGGUUGGAGUACCUGAUCCUGGAGCAUUGUGACGCGGGGAUAGGCUCGACGCUGAAAUUUGAACAUGAUCAACUCGUGGAGCUCAAGAUCAUGUACGGGGAAUAUGAAACCGUGGAACUCCACCGUCUGCCCAAGCUACAACGGGUGACAUGUGAAACUUGGGACCAUGAUGGAAGUCCCUUAGUUUUUGGUUUCGUUCCACACCUUUCCAAACUAAGCCUUAUCAAUUACAUUACUUCAAACAGGACUCUCCGGUUAAGCAAGCUGCUUGCUAAUGUGCCCAACAUUUGCGAUCUGCAUCUAGAUUUUGAAAGUGAAAAGAUUUGGGUGCGACCAGAAAGCCCAAGAGUGCUCACACCUGUGCUCGACAAACUACGGACUGUGAAUCUUGAUAAUAUUCGUGAAGGAUGUGACAUCUCGUGGACAAUGUUUAUGCUUGAAGCUGCACCAUCUCUAGAAGAGUUAUGUGUCACAGUAUGGGAUCAUUGGUGCAAACAGGUGCCCUACCGGGCACACUCCAAGAAAAAGUAUGUAAAGUGGAAGUCACCUGAUUCGGAUUUCAAGCAUGACAAUCUAGCUAAGCUCACCAUCUUUGGCUUUCAGCCCGAUAGUAACUUCAUGGGAUAUGUCACGUGUGUUGUUGAAGCUGCACCGAGGAUCAUGGAGGUAUCUCUGCACGACAGGAAGAAAUGUUACAACAAUUUUGCAACAUCAGAGCAUCUUAAAUAG
This is a messenger RNA of Lolium rigidum, 1629 nucleotides long. RefSeq lists its product as uncharacterized. The record is from RefSeq and is a predicted model, not a curated record. Bases 1 to 1629 code for a protein of 542 amino acids. NCBI's taxonomy places the organism in Eukaryota, Viridiplantae, Streptophyta, Magnoliopsida, Poales, Poaceae. The transcript is spliced from 5 exons. Gene Ontology annotation, molecular function: protein binding.